Diatraea saccharalis (sugarcane borer) is the source of this 13631-nucleotide messenger RNA. The record is from the annotation of a GenBank genome assembly. NCBI's taxonomy places the organism in Eukaryota, Metazoa, Arthropoda, Insecta, Lepidoptera, Crambidae.
ACAGUCGUCGCUCGUCCGUUCCCGAGAGAAAGAAAUUAAUAAAGAGCCCGACGAACGGCGCCGCUAAUAAUCACCAUAAAACAUAUUGCGGACUCCAAGAAAGAUGUGCGUGCCACAUUAACCAUUCGUGUUCUAGUGAUAUUGACAUUAUUUUUGCGUUUCGAUCUAAUCACACAGCUGUCAAAAUGGAUUUGAAGUACGAUCGGAAAUUCGAGGAGAUGAAGAAGUACAUUCCAUUUUUGGAGAACAUGAUCAAAAGAUUGGAAAGUACGAGCAUGACUUCGGCGAAUCCUCGGCAAGCUCAACUGGACAAAAUUAGAUCUUUGAGAGAUCUCUUGUUGGAUAAAAAGAAAAGAAUGAAAAUGGAGAAUUUGCUCAAAUGCGAACAGGUUUUGGUGAACCUAUACGCAAAAGUAGAGCAGAGAGAUACACAAUUGAGUCCAAAGUCUGAAACUUCACAAAAUUCCAAAUCAAAAGAUAGUAGUGAUUUAGAAGCUGUAAGGAAUAAAUUAAAAUCUGUUGUUAGAACGACAAUAGAAGAGGGUGAGGAAACAUUGCCAGAAAUUGCUCGAGCUAGUAUUAUAGAAGAAACUUGUACACCCGGUAGCAAAGAGCCUGCCCUUUUUCAAAGAAGGCCAAAUAAAACUUCAAAAUCACCGGCACGGAUUACACAAAAAAGCCCAAUUAAAACAGCCAAUUCAACGACAUCUAAAAGAAACUACACUCGAGUAUUGCUUUCACCAGAACCUAGCGAAAGACGUUGGGACGAUGAUAACAAAACCUCAGAGAAACUUUUCAGCCGUAGAUCACCACGACGGUCGCCUAAGAGAUGCUCACCUACCUAUAAUAAGAAAGAGCGAAAAAAGUCUUCCAAACAAAGUCAAGGAAAGAAAUCUAAGGAUUUGAAUAUAACAUUGAGUGUCCCAGAAGAAAGUCUUAAUUCUUUAAACAGUAAGGAUAUAUUGAAGAGGAUCAUGAAUUGUAGUGAUAAUGAUGUUGAUAUCAAAACUUUAAGAGAAGCUAAAAGACAAAUUCUUAAUGAAUUGAAACAAACGGGAGCAAAAUAUGAUGAUAUAUCAGAUUUAUUAUUGAAAUCAUAUGAAAAGACUGGUUCCGAUUUUAAGAAGAAAGACGACGUUGAAGAAGGUGAAUUAUCUGAUAGCGAAAGUGAAGCUAUUCAAAGUAUAUAUGGUAACUUCAUUCUUGAUGAUAACGACAAUGCAUCUAAAGAUAAAAAUUCUAAAACACUAGAAAAACCCAAGAAAAUUCAAAUUUGCCUUGUAAUAAAUCAAGAUAAAGAUAAUGCUACUUGUGAAAUACAAAAUGCUGUUUCAGGAGAUACAGAUAAUGAUUUUGAGAUGUUUGAUAAAAAAUCUUUAGAAAAUGUUCAAGAAUGUUCAAAAAGUUCGGAAAAAUCUAAUGUACAUAAUGUUAACCAGAAGGAAUCUUCAAAGGUAGACGAAAAAGGAGACGAUGACUUAAAAGUACAACCAUGUCUAUCUCUAGCUAAAGACGGGGUUUCUGAAAGUGUUGCAAUAAAAUUUGGUGAUUCGGAAAAGAUCGCUAAUGCUAGUGCUGAAACUACAAAUCAAGUCGCAAACUUUUACAAACCUUUAGUCGAAGAGACAUGUGAUUCAAAUCCUGUAACGUCAUCCACUUCAAUAGAAAUAAAGGAAAAUACCAUAUCACCGUCUUCUACUGACAAUCUUCCAGCGUUAGCAGUUAAUUUAAAAGAUAUAGAAAAGGAGAAAAAUAAUGUUGAAAUUCCAUUACUGCACGAUCAAAGUGUUGCUACACAGAAGCCAAAAGAAGAUGUAGUAUCAGAAAUAGAUAUUUUACAAGCACUCAAAAAUGAAAUUUUGAGCGAAUCUUUAUCCAUACCCGGGUCGGAAAGUACCCCUUUAAUGCAUCAACCAAAGCUAACAAAAGUAGCAAGUGUUCAAGAAAUUGUGCCAAAAAAAAGAAUAUCUAUUGAAAAAUAUAAGAAAAAGUCUAUUCCUUCGACGGCUACACCUAAUCCGUUAUUUGUUAAUGACCCUGUUUUAUCUUUAAUGGAUGAUAGUACGUCAUCUAAAGAAGAUAGCGCAAAGAAACAAAGUCUUAAGUUAACUGAAAAAGAAUGUGAGCGAUUCAAUUUUCCCACUAAAUUAGCUUUUGACGACGACGACGAUGACAUGGAAAAUGAUUUAAUUUCCGAUGAAGAUACCACCAAAGACAUACCUUUGAAUGAUACUUAUGGAAAUCUUGCUCCAAAAUCACCAGAUCAUAUUGAUUCAUUGGAGUGCGUGAAAAGUGUGCCUCCUGUCAUUAUACCCGUUGAUCCUGUUAAAACAGCGUUAGCUCCUUCAAAGUCUGACGUUGAUAUGAGGACGUUAAUGCCAAAUGUAAUGGUCUGUUCAACUAUUGAGACAAAUCAAGAUUUAAUUAAAAACAAUGUUGAAAAGACAAAAGCGCCAGUGGAUCCACGAGUCAGGAGAGACCUAAGUCAGGCGUCUGAUAAAGACCAUCUCGUUCAUUCUAUUACGUUAGAUACGGAGAAAAUAUCACAGCCAGUACCGCCUGUUGUUAACUACCCUAAUAUGAUACCCAAUGUGACUUCAAAUAAAACACAGAACAGAACUCUAUUGAUGACUCCAAAUAUGAACCCAAAUAUGACUCCUAGUCGGGUUUCAAACAUGACACCUAAUAUGACGCCUAACAGAAAUAUAAAUAUGACACCAAAUGCGCGAUCAUUUGAUAUUGGUAACCGCCAAAAAUUUGAAGUUGAUGAUAAUACCGUUACUAAGCAUGUUUAUGCCCCAACAUUUCCAUUUUACGACCAUCGUGAAAGUAGAGAACAAUCGGUGGCUAAGGAACAAGAGCGUAGGCCUCUUUGGGAUCAACAAUCUAGAUGGGGAGAUAGUGUAGACAAUCGAGAUCGUAAUCCUAAACGUGAUCCUAGAUCUAGUUCUGUCCAUAGAGAAACUUCUGAUUAUUCAAAAUCACGAUAUGGCGAAUCAUUCAACAAGUAUGAUAAUUAUAAUUCAAGAUUCAAUGAUAGAAGAGAUUCUUAUAGUAAAACAGAUUGCCCACGAACUCCACUUCCCUCGUUUGGGCGACCAGAGGCUCCUUCUACACCAAACCAUCCAUUUGGUAGAUUAGAUGCACCUAUGACGCCUGUACCUUCUUUUGGAAGAACUGACUGCCCCUCGACUCCGAGUCAUCCCUUUGGCCGUUCAGAAUGUCCAUCAACACCUAGCCAUUCUUUCGGUCGUACUGACCUUACAUGGAACGAGUGUCCGAUGACACCUAGUCAUCCAUUUGGACGAAUGGAUGUACCCACAACACCUAGUCAUCCAUUUGGACGUAUGGAUGUACCCACAACACCUAGUCAUCCAUUUGGAAGAUCCGAAUCUCACUCUAGAGACCCUAGAUUAAACAGAACGUCUGAAUACGAUAAUUUUCAAAAAGACGACGCUGAUCGUAACUACCGGAGAGAUCGGAAUAGGUUACAUUAUCAUAAUCCGCAUAGGUCGGAACCGCAUCAACCAGACUCUUAUCGAAACUACAGAGAACACAGUCUUAGUAGAAAUGAAAGAAAUAAUUAUUCAGAAAAUGAUUCACGUCAUUUUAACAGAGAUCAAGCAUACAAGAGAGAGUCUAGCAUCGGAUGUGCGACGUCUCGUGACUACGACGAUCGAUUAUCUACGGUAGAUCGUAACGGUGACAUUUCAAGAAACGAAUAUCAUCAUAAGGUUGAUAAUGAUCCUAUGAGAAAAGGAUUUAUUCGUGAACAGAGUGCAGGACGUUCUAUGUCGAUUGAUAGACGAAUGCAUCAUGCAUCAUCUAGAGCUUCGAGUGUUGGUCGAACCGUACAUGUCAAUGAUACUCGAACAUCUGUUAAGCCAGAUACAGGAAGUUCAUUUACUAUAAACACUAGUGUCCGCUCGACAUUCCAAGAUUUUCUUCGAGAUGACAAAUCACAGAUGUCCGACUCUUUUGAAAGACGAAAACGUGCUUCUAGUGUGGGAAGAACACUGCACCAUGAAUCUAAUGUAGGUAGAUCACUAUUUAAUACAGAUGACUCCAAACAUAAUAAUGAUGAGUGUUUAAAAAGUAAUAAUUUCAGGCGUGCACGUAGUGUAGGAAGAGACAUUCUCAGUUCUGAAAAAGAAAAGACCUUUAAAGACUUAAGGGCAGAUUUUGAGAAAUUUUACAGAGAAAAUAUUAAGGGUGAUAAAUAUUUUGACUCAAAAGAUUCAAGAAAAUAUGACAAAGAUAAUGCUUCAAGCGAACUUAAAAAUCAAUCUAUUAUUAAAAAUAAGAAUAUCUAUGAAAAUGCAAAUAAAGAAUGUCGUAGCAAAAAGCCAUAUUCGCCUAGAAAAAAUCAAAGAGAUCCAAGAAUGCGUCGUAACUUACCCAAUUCUAAAAAUAAAUAUGUGAAUAAUGAAGAACGAGGAAAGAGACAAAUUGGAAUUGUAUAUUCCAAUGAUAAUAUUAAAAAGGGUACUAUUUUGGGUCCAGGACUUGGUGUUAAAAAUUAUAAAAUACCGAAAAUUAAAAGGGCGGUUGAAGAAGUGAAAGAAGAUAAAAAGAAAAGUGAUGAAAAAGAAGCAGAAGUGAAGAAAGAUGUUAAGAAAGAAGAAAAAAAAAUAGAAGCAAAGAAAAAUGACAAGAAAGAAUUAAAGGAAAUCAAUCGCAAUGGCGAUAAAGUAACAGAAAAAGAUGAUUUUAAUAAAAAAAAUAAUAAUAGAAAUAAAACUCUUACUCUUGAAAAAAUAGAAACGAAACAGGAUUCAGAAAAAGUUAUAGCCAACCCAGUUAAAUCAAAUGAAGGUAACGAGGAAAAACUUGAAAAGCGUAUUACCCGAUUAACUAAAAAAAGUGAAAGUUCACUUUCUACAGAAAAAGAUAUUGUGUCUAAGACUAAAAAAUCAAAACGGCCUGUUUUAUUCGAUUCGGAUUCGGAAGAAGAUAAAGUUGAGUCAAUCGCAAAGGUCUGUAAACACAACAAACCUUCGAAACUGUCUACUGUUGAAACAAGUCAAGCUAACGAAACUAUGACCGAUACUCGUACUUCUAAGAACAGUGUAUCUGGAAGCAUAGAAAUUCCAAAUAAUGAAGGAACGUCUAAUGAAAUACUAACUGAUAAUUUGGAAUCAAAUUUUGCUAUAGAUGAUUUGGAAAUUUUUUCUGAUAAUUUAGCUUCUGAUCCAGUAAUCGAUAACAUAAACGCUAUUAUUGCUGAUCUUGAUAAUGAUUUAGAUUCUUCUAAAAUUGCAACCACAGAAUUCAGCAGUGAUAUUACUCUAGAAAAUAUGUUGGAUACUUUUGAUUCUGAUAAAGAAAAAAAUGCAAAAACUUUAACGGAAAAUCUUAAUGAUAUAUCAGAAGUUAUAAACAACGACUUGCACCAAUCUGUGGAAUCCAAAAAAGUUGUCACUUUCACGAGUGUAAGUACGGAUAAACAAAAUUUUGUUGGUCAUACAUUGAAUGUAACAAAGUCUGAAAGAUUAGCUUCACAAGCCUUUGAAUCAGGCGACAUUGGGAAGCAUUCAUUGCAGUGUGAACAACCAGUAAAAGACGAUACAGUCUCUACAACUGAAAUAAACAAAGAAACAAUUGUAGAAAAUGUGGAAGAAUCCAAAAUGACGAUUUCAGAAGCAAAUUCUGUGCCAGACAGUACCAACGAGGCUAAUUCACAGAAACUAGAUUCAGGAGAUAGUUUGCCUGAUAGUACUAAUGAGUCACAAAUUGAUCUCAACUCUUUGGUCACAUCAUCACAUGAUACGUUAGAAAUAAGCAGUAUAGAGAAUGUAGGACCCAGUUCAGUUACCAAAGAAGUAUCAUCGAUGAAUUCUAUUGGUAAUAUUUUGUCAAUCUUACAGAAUAAAUCGAAACUCAAGGAGAUAUUGAAUUUGUUAGGUGACCAAUCGAGUGAAAAUGAAAAAAUAAAGAAGAAACUUGAGAAACUCAGUGAAAUUGUAUUGGACGAAGAUGAUGAAGUGGAAAAUAACCCAAACGAAAAAUCCACACCUGAUGUUAGCGUGAAAUCGUUAAAUCAAUCCAAUGAUCCAAAAGAUUCUAUUACAGAAGAAACGUCAAAGGUUGAUAUUGACAGUAUGAACGAUAGCAAUGAAUUAUCAGUAAACGUUGAUUUGAAAUCGACCGAUGAUGUUAAUCUCAAACAAUCAAAUGAAAACGAAACAAAUAUAUUGGAAAACAAUAUUUCAGAAUCUACUACAGAAAAUGUUAUCAACGAAAGAAAUACAACAAAUAAUGAGAAAAUACAACCGUCUAAAAAACUGCCAGCCAAGAAAGGCGCUUUAAGUAAAAAAGGAAAAGGUAAAGCUGCUAAAAAUACUGUUUUGAAAAGGCCUAAAAGGAUCACUCGAUCCGCCAAUAUAAACGUGAAAAAAACAUCUAGAGAAUUACUAAAAUUACAAGAGGAUUUAAAAGAGAUGUUCAUAAGUGAUGACGUUUUAAAUGCAACUGGUAUUAGAAUGUGUCGUUUAGCGAAACUUGUUAAUGAUAAUACCUCUAAACAAAAAGAAGAUCUAACCACCAAUGAAUCUGGUCCGGUAGUAGUUUUAGAGAAAUUUAAAGAUUUAGAAACAGUUGAUGAAGUUAAAUCUUUAGCAAAAAAUAGAAAGAAACCAGGCCCUAAACGGAAACCAAAAACUGAAGAAAUACAUGAAAAUAAAAACAACAAAGUUAAAUCAUUUAAAUAUAAACCAGGCCCAAAAUCAAAAACGAAACAUAUCCAAAAAUCGGAAGAUGACGAUCCCUACGCAUUUGAAUCCGAUUCUGUUAGUGAAAAUAAUUAUUCUAUAAAGUCUGCCGAUGGCAAAGAACCACAUAAUUCGGAUUCAGAAAGUGAUUCAAUAUCUUCAUCUCAAAGUUUCGGAAGUACAGAUUUGUUGGUAGAAGUAAAAAAGAAACCAAAGCGUAAACGAUCGGCCUGGCAGUCUGGCGUUAUAAAGCCGAAAAACAGGAAAAAGAAAUUUGAAUCCAAUCAAAAAGCAGAGAUUUUCUUAAACGAAGAUGUAUUAGUACCAGAAAAAACUCAAAAUAUUCCGGAUAACAAUUGUUUUACUGAUAAAUCCUAUUGUUUUUUUAAGAACAUUUUUAUCUACUCUUGUCGCCUUUGUGUUUAUAGUGGAGAAAACAUUGUGAACCAUUAUAAACAACAACACCCUCACUCUGAAAUACCACUUUCCCGCCUUAGCCCUGAAAUGGCAAAAGAAGCAAUUGAACAAUGCGAAGAAGUAAAUUUUCAAUCUAUAAGCAAGAUACCUACCGAUAAAUAUGUAUGUAGGUUUUGCUUCAAGGAAUUUACCAGAAAAAAGGCUGCACUGGAAGCUUUUUUCUGGCAUAUUGUAAGCAUGCACACGGGUGAAUAUAAACACUCCUGUACAUUAUGUGACAACGAUGCAAAGUGUCCUUUCAACUUGGACAUACCGCCACCUCCAAAAGAGGUAAAAGGACAACUUAUAGGUUAUAUUUGUGAAAAAUGUAACUUUACCCAAAUAUCGUUAGAGAAUUUGAAAACUCAUGUUAUUGUUCGUCACAAUGAUGAACAAACAGAAGUUUAUACUAUCAACUUAGCCGUAAUGUCGAAAAAAGCAAUUAAGGCACUUGUGAAAUGCAGCAACACCGAACCAGAGAAACCACGAGUACUUAGAAGUAGUAGGUCGAAUCAAAGUGUGACAGAAACUAGCGAUGAUCAUAGCGAUGAUGUGACAGACAGUGAUCAGUCGUCCGAACUUCUGUCAACAAAUAAAAAUUCAAAACCUCCUACUGUUGAACAACAUGAAAAGGUCAAUAUGCAGUCAAAGAUAACAUUUGAAAGUGAUGACAAUGCGAUUGAAGCCAGUCCUUCAUCCAAUAUGCUUAAAACUGUUGUCAAAAAGGAAACUAUAGAUGAAGAGAUCGGCAAUAACAAAGAGAUCGAGGGAUUUAAAAACAAUUUGAUAUCGGAAAUAUGCGGAGUUGACAUGGUAUCUAAUGAAAAUGAAGUCGCUGAAAAUAGUGUUCCAGAAGAUAUCGAUGAUUGUGCCCAUUUUAAGAUAACUUAUACAGACAGUGGUUUAAAGGAAUACGUUUGUUGCAUUAAUGGAAUUGAUAAUCAUUACAAAACAACUCUUUUGAUAUCCAUGAAAAAACACGUGCAGGUUAAACAUGCUGAAAUAUGGGACGGGUAUUGCUUUAUAUGUAAAGUGAUUGUGACACCGCAAGGUAAGCACACGUUCAAGGAUUGUUUUCAACAUUAUCUCGAUAAGCACAUGGAUAAUUUCCCAGUUUUAGAAAAAAAUGCCGCUCAAACUGAAGAAAUACAGGACUCUUCUCCAUCUGAAGUUCAGUCAUCUUCUAACAAAUCAUAUAUAAACGUGCGUCCUAUGUCGGAGUUGAUGUCGAAAGAAAUCUGUAUGCCAUCUACACUUUUACCACUGCCUCCUACCGAAGAACUUCCGACUCUGCCUAAAAUCGAGAAUGUCAUGAGUCUUGGCGCCCAAACAGCUGAGCCGUCUCAAGCGAGCCCGAGCUAUCCUUCUGUGUUGACUGAACCUCCUAAAGACGAUGAUAAACAGUAUAAAUAUGAAGAGGUCCAAGCAGAGGUGAUGUCAAAAAAGCACAGAGUCGUCUUAGACACAAUGAUGAGUUCGCUUAAACUAGUGAACGUGUUCAAAUGUGCAGGCAGCUACUGUUCCUUCUCCUCUGAUUCUCCGGAACAGGCAUUACUUCAUGCAUCUACCCACCAGCGCGUUGGAGGGGAAAACUCAUUGAUAUGCUCGUACUGUGAUUUUGAUUGUUCUGGGAAUGCUAUAGAUUUGGUGAUGCAUGUGUUCAAAGCACAUGGAACAUGCCCGUACGCUUGUGGGUAUUGUUUCUAUCGAGCAACGGCAAGCCAACUAGUGAUGGCACACAUCAGCCGCAUCCAUAAAGAUGCGCCGCCGAAGAUCUUGUCAUUGGCGAAUGUGCAACCGCCUCAAAUAAAAGAUUCCUCAAUGCUGUCGCGCGAAGUCGUCGUCCUUUACUACGUUUGUGCACACGUUUGCAAGUUCCGGGCAUAUACAGCUGGCAGGUUUUGCGAGCAUUUAAUUCAACAGCAUGCGGCCGAGCUGUCUCAUCCAUGCUAUAUCUGCAAGGAGAAGCAGCUGACGCCCCAACAGUUGAUCCAGCACAUGAAGUGUCACGAGCUGAACGUGUACCAGUGCACCUGGUGCCUGCACGGAGCCGACACCGAAACCGCGCUGCUCUACCACUCCUCACAGAAACACCCUCACAAACAACCGCAGGCUUACCUUAGGGUCAUCACAAACAAAGACGGAUCUUCACAGUUGAGGGUACUUCCAUUGGUGUCGUUCAAUAAAUCCAAAGUGGCCGUCGAUAUCGUGCCGGCGAACAUGCACGAGAAUCCUGUGAGGGAAGCCGAGAGAUCAAUAGAUCUAGAGAAACUCAUAGGCCAUACAAAUAUGCUUAUAAAUUCCGUGGCAUCUAAGCCGAACGAAGCCGCACCUCAACCUCCGACAGAAACUGAAUCAGCUGUUACAAGCAUCAUAGAAGAUAACCUCGCAGAUGUCGCGCAACAAGCCGCAGCCGCAGUUAUAGAUCCUGUAUCUGUGUCAACACCCCAAAGACCGGCCACACCAGUAACAACUAGAGAGAUGUCCGAACAAGUCACACGCAAAAUUAAGUCAGAGCCUCCUGAACAAACUCCCAAAAAAACUUUGCCUACUGAUGUGGUAGUAUGUCUGGACAGUGACGACGAAAACUCUCGAGAUUCGAGAGAUUCCCGACUCAGCAUCAUAGCGCUGUCGGACGAUGAAACGAGCGCUGCCGAUUCACCGAACAAAAAAAGCAAAGAUGAGUCCAAAUAUAAAAUAAUACCCUGGUCUAUCUUACUAACGUGUCCGGUGUGUCUUUUAACUUACAAAUCAGUGGCAGGGUUCAAGAGGCACACCAAUACGUGCGUUCCCACCGGAUCUUGGACGUGCGCGCAUUGUGAAAUACCUGUAACGAACAGGGAUGCCCUCGUCAAACAUUACGUCAAAGAUCAUAUGAAGGACAAGUGCUUAAAUGUGUGCGACCUGUGCAAUGCAAGAUUCCCUACCGUCGCUCUCGCGAAGACUCACUUGAAAUACGUCCACGGGAUAACAAAAACAAUGGUUUGGAAGGUUGAGAACGCAGAAAAAGAGGUCGAAUGGGUCGUCGGCCCGGUCAACGCGAAACCUGGCGGUGUUCAGAAGAGGAAGCGAUCUUCGAGUGGCGCCACCGAACCGCCAUCUAAACUGAAGAGAUUCGGCCCGCGCGACGUCGACCUCCUACCUAUAAACCCGAUCCUGGACGAGUCCGUAUCGUGCUCCCUGUGCGAGUUUAAAACUAAAGUGCGUCUCAACAUGGUGCGACAUCUCCAGCUGCACGCGGAGCAGCAGCCGGUGCCGCAGACAGCGCCCAUCAAUCCCGUCCCUCACCUGGAAACUAACGAGAAACACUUCGACAAGAUGGUGAAUCUCGCUUCCAGUUCCAUCGUGAAUAGAGCGCCGGAGAAGCAGUCUCGGCCCGAAGGAAACACGACAGUCUCCGUGUUGAUCCCGCCCGAGGCCGCCUCGCGGUAUCCUAGAUACGUUCCGGAUAGGCAACGGCACACGUGCGGGGCGAAGGGAUGUUCCUACAUAUCCGUGGACGAAGCGAUGCUGCGGUGCCAUUGGGAGACUCUGCAUUCAGGCUCGAACGACUUCCAUUGUGUUCAUUGUCCGCCGUACCAACAUCUCGACACUUCAAAACCUCUGACUGCAGCUAGGAUCAUCGCUCAUUUGAAAAUGCACGACGCUACAUUGUAUGCGUGUUCAUCUUGCGCUUACUAUCACUAUAAGAAGCAAGUGCUAGAUAAGCAUUUGUCGGAAGUCCACAAAGGCGUCGGGAGACUGAUGGUCGUCCGUGAGGAAGUGAUUCCUCCACCCAACGCUGGGCAAGUUGCUGCGCCCACUAUGGACUUAAAGCCCUGGCAAUGCGGCAUCUGCAACUUCAAGAGUAUGCUCCGUCCCGAAGUGGUAGAACACUGCUCGAAAUCCCAUCAAACCAAGAUGCAAUUUAAAUGCUACUACUGUCCGUUCCGUACUUCGACCGUAGAAAACGUGACGAAACAUCAAGCGAACAUCCAUCCUAAGAAGAACCCUGAAAUAUUCUACUUCUAUUACCGGGAGGGUUCUAUUCCCGAUGAAGUAGAUGGUACUCCUCGAUGGGUGAAGCAGCGGCAGAAGUUCGCACCGACAGAUCCUGAAGUGAAGAGCGAGGUGGCAGAUUCGAAUACUUAUUUGAGUCAGUUACUAUCGAUGUCGGCGAAACCAAUCCAGCCACCUAUUUUGGACCUUAAUAUUGUUAAGAAAGAAGUAGAAGACUCUGCUGAGAUGACGAUAGAACAGCUCUUGAAUAAGUAUGGCCAGACGUGUGAACCUAAUGGACUUAGGUACAAAUGUCCGCUGUGUAAAGUGGUUACAGAAGAUACUAAGGAAGCAAUACAAUCGCAUCUAUACGAAGAACUGAAAUAUAGGAGAUGGGCGUGCACGGUAUGCUCAUACAAAGCAUUUCACAGGAAUGGUUUAAGCGAUCAUAUAGUCCAAGAGCAUAGAGGUUUUGAUAGCCAGGAACCAACACAGUUACCCUUGGACGUCAACAUAGAAAAAUGGGUCACACAUAUAUUGCAAUACCAAACGAAAUCUAUUGAGAAAAACAAAGACAAUUUGUCCAAGCAAAAGAUUUUAACAGAAAGACCUGCUCCAUCCACUUCCACAGCUAAAACUACUAGUGUGUCAGAUAAAGUGUCAGAUAAAUAUAGCAUGAAGGAUUUGGAACAGGCAUUUGGCAAGUUGGGAGUGCCCAGUAACAUGUUCUUUUGUUGUCCAAAGUGCGAUUUUGAAGUUAAAGAGGAAUCUUCCAUGCGAGAUCACUUAGAAGGCGAGCUGACUAAAAUCAGAUGGUGCUGCAGCAGCUGCGCGGAAAACUUCCAGACUUAUCACGAGGCACAGUUCCACUGUAAGAGCGUACACGGAGUUGGCAACUCGCGCCCCGUUGAGGCCGUUCGCGAGCCCGCCAUGAGGGCCGCCUGGAUACAAGCCGUGCUCCGCGUGCAACGGCUCACCAUGAACUGUCUGCCCGCUAACCCCCCACAAUCCACCACAAACCCGCCGCCCCCACCCCGAGACAGUGACAACUCCCUCCUCGUCGUUCGCUACGAAGAAACCGUCACACCUUCCGAACUUGUGCCCCGCAAAAGACCAGCCGAAUCGCCGUCACCAUCCGAAGUCGUCGAGCCGAAAAGAAAAGCCGCCGGCGGCAGCUGUCCAUCCUGCCCAUUCAAGACGAAGUACAAUCACGUGCUUCGCGAACAUCUGCUCCGACAUUAUGAUUUGAAGCCGUUCUCGUGCACUUUCUGCGAUUUCAACGGCACGAAGAAUCUAGUCAUGCUCCAUCUACAAUCGAACCACGAGUGUGUGAUCAAACCGGAGUAUGUAAAGCAGACGCCGCUGCCGACGGGACCACUGUCAUCCCCGAAUUCUACUCCCAAACAGAAUAAACUGAACAAACCUGCUGAGGAGAGUGACGGGAAAAUGUGGUGUUUGAUAUGCGAGAGAAUACUGCGCGAGUCUGAUGCGGCAACGCAUGCGCACGACGACGGAACUAAACCGGAGAUCGGCAAGAAAGGAGAUGUCGUCGUCAAGUGUUGUGUCUGUAUGGCACUCCGGCUCGAUUAUUCUUCGUUACUCGAACAUCACAAUGCGUCGCAUCCCGACCAGUCUAUCAACUAUGCGUUCUUCAAACUGUUCCAUGACACGAGGGAAGUUCUCGCUUGUUCCCGAUGCGAUAAACGGUUUAAGUACAUCAAGGAUUUAAAGUCGCAUCACAAUGCAUCUCACGAUUCUAAUUCGAUGCUGAUCUAUAAUAUAGUUCCAUACUCGGUAUCGGCCUCGAUAGAUUCCGAUGAGGACGCUGAGCCUAAGAAAUCUGACGAGCGUAAGAGGGUAGCCAGGAAGUCUACGACUAAGUUGCCCGCUCAGGCGGUAGCGAAGAAGUCUACCACUAGACUGCCGUAUGACGUCACAGACGUAGAUGGUGAAUACUCGUUCUACGGAACGAAACCCCUUUCGCCUGACCGAUAUGAGAAUGUCACUACGCUCAUGUCUUUCUAUAAUACCAUGGUGCCGUUCACCUUGAAAAAACUCUGUGAAGUUAUUGAUAUAAAUCCAACUGUUGUCGUUGAAGAUUUUAAGAAAAAAAUGUAACCUGAUAUAUCAUAAUUAUUAGUGUAAAUAUUUAGUUUAAACUAGCCAUAGAGUAUGGCGAAUGUCUGUGAUUUCAUUUAAAAAAAAAAUCUCGUAGAUAAUCAUUAAUCGUAGUCAUUUGGUCUAAUUCGAAUUUCGUUCUUAUCAAUGUGAAUCGUUCAGAAAACCGUGAAAAAAAAAACAUUUUUAUUAAAAAUAAUAUUUUUGAAUACGCUUAUUAUUUGAUAAGUUAUUUGACACCAAGUAUAUAGAGUUAUCGAAUUAUGUAAUUUAAGGUUUAGUGAUUAUUAUUUGGUAGAAAUUUAAAGGCAUUUAUACUUUUCAAUUACUUUUAGGGCGCCCUCUAUUUCGCUGUGAAAAUCGGUAUUC